AUGGCAAGCAUCGUUUCUCGAGUCUUGUUUGGCCGUCGUCACAAUGCUUCAGGGCAAACUCCAGAUCCCGCCAAGGUCGCCGAACCAGUAACGACCUUCCCGUCUCCGAACUUCAAGGAAAGCGUUAAAUAUCUGGCAUAUGGCAGCAACCUUUCAGCAGAAACAUUCUUGGGCAGACGUGGAAUCAAACCGCUGUCGCAAGUUAAAGUUCGAGUACCGUCCUUGACUUUAAGCUUCGAUCUUGCGGGCAUUCCUUAUAAAGAACCACGUUUUGCCAAUGUUCGCCCACGCGAAGAAGAAGACCAGGAGCUCAUGGGUGUUGUGUACGAGGUUACACCAGAGGAUUACCGCAAAAUAUUGACCACCGAGGGUGGUUACAGUGUUAUCGAGGUCACAUGCAUUCCUUUGGAACCUGUUAAGGGCAUGGACUCAUUCGAAUCGAAAACUCUUAUCGUUCCGGGCAAAGGCACUCGGACAACCCAUGAGGGGCUACCUUCGCUACGAUAUCUCAAUUUAUUGAUAAAGGGUGCAAGGCAGCAUUCGCUCCCACCACAGUAUCAAGACUACAUUGCAAAUACCGGUUACUAUGAGGCCAGAACGAUCAGGCAAAAAGUCGGCUCCGUGGCCGUGCUUCUCACUGUUCUACCCGUCGUUAUCUUCCUGUUUGGUAUACGAAACUUUGUCAGUGAUAAAGAUGGAAAGGCGCCAAAAUGGCUGAAUGAUGCACAGGUUUUCUGUUUUGGGCAGAUCUGGAAUCUUUACGACUACGUUUGGAAGCCAUUGUAUGGAGACGGUGAGAGCACGAGACAUAGCGUAAAGAAAGCAGAUGAAGUCGUUGCGAACGCUGGCCCUGCUACUGAAACGGACGCCCUGCUUGUGAAAGCAGAGGAGGUCACAGCUGUCAAUUGGCGUGAACCUGAGAGUAGUCAGGCCUGA
Messenger RNA from Orbilia oligospora ATCC 24927, 936 nucleotides. RefSeq lists its product as uncharacterized. Gene Ontology annotation, molecular function: gamma-glutamylcyclotransferase activity. The record is from RefSeq and is a predicted model, not a curated record. NCBI's taxonomy places the organism in Eukaryota, Fungi, Ascomycota, Orbiliomycetes, Orbiliales, Orbiliaceae. Bases 1 to 936 code for a protein of 311 amino acids. The transcript has a single exon.